AUGUGCAUUUUAUUGUCGCGUUAUUGUCAAAACAAACGGUUUUAUUUACAUUUACAUUCGAAGUCCUCACCACCACCAAGUCCACGCAGCAAAGCAACACAAUUAAAUCAAAACAAGCAAAAUCAAUUAACAAACGAAGUUAAUCAUAAAAGUUACCUCGCAGCAACAUCUAUCCGGAAGCCGGAACGGUUACAGUUAGAAACAUUAAUGAAUAAAGGUGUUACACAGCGUCAUAUUUUUUUUGAACAAAAAAAUCAACGUACAGUGAAGGAAAAAUGUGGUUAUAAUUAUGAUUCAUGUGGGACAAGUAUUAGGACAUUAAAAAAAAUCAAGGCUGAUUUCAAAUCACAAGCAUACAAAGCACAAAAUGAAGAUGAUUCAAUCCGUCAUAUUCAACAAAAAUGGUUAGAAAAGUUAUCCGAAACCAAAUAUGUCGGUAGUGCUAUUCAGUAA
Molecule: messenger RNA, 453 nt
Organism: Didymodactylos carnosus
Lineage: Eukaryota; Metazoa; Rotifera; Eurotatoria; Philodinida; Philodinidae
Source: the annotation of a GenBank genome assembly